AUGGACAACCCCAAACCCGCGCAAGGCAAUCAUCAAAAAUAUCUCACCCAUCUUCCUCUAUUCUAUGAAGAUCCUGUCGACGAAGUCGACAUAAUCGAGCUUGAAGAAAUCACAAGGAAAAGAGUUGAUUUACUUAAAAAAGUUGAGCUAAAUAUGCUUGAGAAAAUGAAUCUGAAAUACAUAAGCAUUGACCCACUUUUCACAGAGAAAUAUAAUGAUAGAGAGAAAGAAUUCAGGGAUAAGGCUUCUCAUUUUAUGCUAAAAUUGGCUUAUUGUAGUCAUGCUGAAGAAGGGAAAUGGUGGGUCAAUAUGGAGACUGCGCUAUUCAAAAUGAGACUCAAUAAUAUGACUAAUCCAAGUGAAGUCUUAAGGCAGGCAAAUAUCUUAAACUUAAACUUAAACUUAUAGGGAGGCGUCUGCCAUAUUGGUUACGCAGUCACCAAAGACCUACCCAUACGGGUGGUUCAUCCGCUUUGCGCCGUCUUCAGCUUCGCCUUGAUCGAAUUGGGGCAAUGAUUCGCUGGGCAAGUGUUCAGCUCUGACACCACCUUUCUUCUUCUUCUUCAGCGCCUGAUGCCAUGGCACUUCUGAAGUGUAGUUCUGCUUCGGAAGUCUCCUCCUUCCCUUUCGGGUCCAGUGUUGAGUGGGCGGACUAUGGACUUCUGCGGCUGCUGCAUGUGUCACGAGGUUGACCAUCCAAAAAUUCCAAAAAAUGGAAUUUCUGUUCGGCUUUCGGCAAAAAGGAAAAUCUGGAUCCCGGGACGUAACGCCCGGUUUCACGCUAGCCAGUUGCCCGAUUGGUCUGGGUAUUACCUGCAGACUCCGCUGGGCUUGCCCUUUCCAAAUCCAAACCCUCCUUACCCUCGAGGUAAAACCCAACCUUGAAAUCGGACUGAGGGCUAGGCUCUGUACAUUACCAGAAUUGCUUACCUAGCAUUGCUGUCCAUUUCUGGAUUGGUAAAACCUUGCCGGAUAUAAUUAAAAUAUGUGUCGAGGCUGCAUGGCCGGGAGGCCAUGCCCAGACGAAGACGCCAUAUUUUAAUUAGGCAGGCAAAUAUCAGUUUUGAAAUUAAAACUUCUGCAGAUAUUGAGUGCCCGUUACCAGAAGAUAAAGAAGCUAUAGGGAACGGGAUAAGAUACAAGGUCCCUCUCAGUUUAAGCGCCUGCAUAUUAAAACUUGGCUAUUUUCCUAUAAAAGGCUUUUGUUAUGUCACUAGAGAACACAUAAUUGAUGUUAUUGCUGAUUUAUUUAGACAAGGAUGUGAUUUAGCUUUAAAAGAAGCUUCCAAAAACAUUAUUACAGAUGAAAGACUGAAAUCUAUUAUCAAUAGAAUUACAAACCCAGAUGCUGAUAAUGUGUAUGAAAAUAAAGCACCUAAAGAAAAAUUUGUGACCUUAGAAAACCUUGAUAUGAUGGCCCAUAACCAUUUUCCACCCUGCAUGAAAAGGCUUUUCAGCAAUAUAAAAACUAAUCAUCACUUAAAGCAUUUUGGAAGGCUUCAGUUUGGACUUUUCUUAAAAGGGGUCGGAUUAAGCUUAGACGACUCUUUGAAGUUUUGGAGGACUGAAUUUUGUAAUAAAAUGACAGUGGAGAAGUUUUCAAAAGAAUACGAGUAUAGCAUUAAGCAUUCAUAUGGAAAAGCUGGAAAAAUGGCUGAUUAUACACCUUGGGGCUGCAGGAAGAUUAUACACUUCCCUAAUCCAAGUGAUGGAGAAUUCCAUGGGUGUCCUUUCAGACAUGCUGCUAGAGGGGAGCUGCUGAGGAUUCUAAACUCUUAUGGGAUCAAUGAAGAGACAAAAGCAUCAAUCAUGCAGAAGUUCCCUAAUGAGCCUGAAAGGUCCUGCAUCAGUCUUUUUAAAGCUACCCAUGAUAACACUCCUCCAGACCUUCUCGAGCAUGUAGGCCGACACCCCAAUUCCUACUUUGACGCGUCAAUCAAGUAUCAUAACUUAGCCGGAAGGUAA
This is a messenger RNA of Blepharisma stoltei, 1965 nucleotides long. Lineage: Eukaryota; Ciliophora; Heterotrichea; Heterotrichida; Blepharismidae. The record is from the annotation of a GenBank genome assembly.